Molecule: messenger RNA, 9569 nt
Organism: Petromyzon marinus (sea lamprey)
Lineage: Eukaryota; Metazoa; Chordata; Hyperoartia; Petromyzontiformes; Petromyzontidae
Product: phosphatidylinositol 4-kinase beta-like
Biological process (GO): phosphatidylinositol phosphate biosynthetic process; phosphatidylinositol-mediated signaling
Cellular component (GO): cytoplasm; membrane
Molecular function (GO): 1-phosphatidylinositol 4-kinase activity
Source: RefSeq, a predicted model, not a curated record
CCACUGGUUCAGGCACUCGCCGCGGGCAGCUCUUUGGGGGUCCUUCACGGCAACCACGGGGCCUAAGGCUAAUGCCGAGGACUACCCAGAGGGGUCCUCGAUUAAGACCACGGGGGCUCAGGCACUCACCGUGGACAGCCCCGUAGGAGGGAGGAGGGGACCCUUUACGACUACCACGGGGCUCAGGCACUCGCUGCGGACAGCCACGACGGGUCCUCGAGGACCCCGGCAUGCACUGCGUGGAGUCAGCUGGGCGGGGGCAGCGCUAGCAGCGGGGGCAGCAGUAGCAGCAGUCGUGGGGGCGGUGCGGGGCAGUCUGGGCAACAAUGUAGACACGUGUCGACAGCAGCUGGGGCAGCAGUCGUGGGAGCAGCAGUCGUGGAAGCAGCAGUCGAGGCAAGGAAGUGGAGGCUCGUAGAGCCGCAGUGGAGGUGCCUGUCGAGGUUGGGGCAGCAGGGGAGCGUAGGGGCAGUGGUGAAGGCAGCGGUUCACGUAGGGGUGUCAAGGGAGCGAUGUUGGGAAGUGGAAGUCGGAGCAGCAGUGGUAGGAAGGGCAGUGCUGUGGUAUAAGCUUUAGUCGAGUGAGGCAGUGGCAGCAGGAACAAAGUAGGUCAGUAGUGGAUGGAGGUGGUUGGCGGAUGUAGCUUUCGCAGCAGGGGCAGCAGCAGGAGUAGGAAGCAGCAUUCGGGGCAGCAGUUGAGGUUGCGGCAAUAGUGCCUGCAGUUGAAGCGGCAUCAGCAGUCGGACGAGACGGGGCGGUGAAGAGACCGUUGUCGAGGCGGUGGCAGCUGUGGAUGCAGCGGUAGCGAUCGUGAAAGCGGUGGCAGCGGAGGCGGCAUUCGGGGCAGCCGGGGCAGCCUUAGCACCCCCAUCCGGGACCAUGCGUCUUGCCGUUCGCUCGUCGUCCUCGCAGCUUUCCAAGUUCGGUUAAGACACCGAGAGGCAUGGCGACGGCGGUGGUGGCAGCGAUGGUGGACACGAUGGACGUCACUAGUGAUCAGCUCGCGACAACAGAGGACAAUGGCCCUGCGGGCCCCGCCGUUCCCGAUGAGGCAGAGGGCCCCGUGCCAGUGCGCACCGUCUGCGGGAACGGCGCCCCUCUCGGCUGCAUCUUUGAGAGUCCUUGCGAAGGCACCGAGGUCAUUGACCACGAGGUGGCCCAGCGGACUUGCCAGCAGGUCCUCAACAGUCUCAAGCACAAGCAGAGCCACCAGAAUAAGGCCUGCGACACCAAGCCCGACGACAGUACGCAGCCCGGCCCUGCCGACGACGAUGCCAGCCACGUGGACGGCGGCUGUAAGCAUGGGGCGGAAGGCCCCAGCGAUGGCGCGUUGCACGCGAAGCGCGAUGCGGCCAGCGGAUGGGACGAGACGACGGAUUCCAGCUCCAGAGCGAAGUCUCCCAGGAGGCAGAGGCCCUCCACGGCGGCCUGCAAGCAGUCGCUUCUGCUGCGCCUCUUCGAGUCGAAGCUCUUCGACGUCUCCAUGGCCAUAUCCUACCUACACAGCUCGAAGGAGCCCGGCGUUCAGGCUUACCUCGGCAAUCGGCUCUUCAGCUUCCCCACGGAGGCCACGGACUUCUACCUGCCGCAGCUGCUCACCAUGUACCUGCACGGCUCGGAGGAGACGGGCGACGCCGUCAAGCCGUACCUGGUGCACCGCUGCCGCCGGAGCCCCGACUUCGCGCUGCGGUGCGCGUGGCUCCUGGGCGCGCUGUCGUUCGACAGGCCGGCCCCGGCACGCCAGCGGCACUCGCGCGGGACCAAGCUGCGGCGACUGAUCCUGGCGGACGAACUCGCGCCGCCGGCGGCGGCCAGCCAGCCGGUGGCGCCGUCCGGCCUCGGAAGGGGCCGGGUGAAGACGGGCGCGGCGCUGCACCCUCCGAGCCCCCCCUAUCCCCCCACCGCGGCCUGCGCAAGCUCGCCCAGCAAGCGCACGCACCAGCGCUCCAAGUCGGACGCGACCGUCAGCAUCAGCCCCCUGGGAGGCCUUCACCGCACUUCGAGCAACCCCAAGGUGGAAGCCCAGCAGGAUGAUUGUGUGGAAGUUUUGUCUCGUUCAGAGGAAGGCUCGCAACAGUGUGAGAUGUCCGAUGACGUGGGUCCCGCGCAGGAAGGCUCUGUAAGUAGGCUACAAACGGCACGCUUGGCUCCGGAGCGGGAGUUCAUCCAGACCCUGAUGGCGAUCGGCAAGCGCCUAGUGUCACUGCCCACCAAGGAGCAGAAGACGCAGCGGCUGAUAGCCGAGCUGUCGCUGCUCAACUUGACGCUGCCGGCGCGAGUGUGGCUCGCGACGGCGUCCUUCCCGCACCACAUCGUGCGCAUCCCGCACACGCAGACCAUCGUGCUCAACUCCAAGGACAAGGCCCCCUACCUCAUCUACGUGGAGGUGCUGGUGUGCGACGACCUCGAGCGGUCGGUGGUGCCGGCGCGAAUCCCGGAGGCGCGGAUCCGCACGGCGCGCUCGGAGGAGUGCCUGCAGGACGAGAGCAGCCCGGCUGUGGCGAGCGAGCUGCGCCUCUGCCCGCUCCCCACGCUGGACCCCGACGAAGAGGCCUGGUCGCAGGACGACAUCGCCGACCUGCAAGUGGAGCCGCCAGAGACGCAGAAGUCCAACAACAGCAGCGACACGAUUUCCCAGUUCUCCCUGGACAGCAUCACCAGCCUGGACAGCAAGACGGAGCCCGUCUACAUCCUGGCUGGCGAUAUCAGGCGGCGCCUUUCGGAGCAGCUCAGCGUUCCAAUCACGCAGUUCCGCAAAGACCCCGAGGACCCCUCGGCUGCAGCCCUCAAGGAGCCAUGGAAGGAGAAAGUGCGCCGCAUCCGGGAGGUGUCCCCUUACGGCCACUUCCCGAACUGGCGCCUCCUCUCGGUGAUCGUGAAGUGUGGCGACGACCUGAGGCAGGAGCUGCUGGCCUACCAGGUCCUCAAGCAGCUGCAGAUGAUUUGGGAGCAGGAGCGCGUACCUCUCUGGCUCAAGCCCUACAAGAUCCUGGUGACCUCGGCAGACAGUGGGAUGAUAGAGCCCAUCGUGAACGCGGUCUCCAUCCACCAGGUGAAGAAACAGUCUCAGCUGUCGCUGCUGGAGUACUUCCUGCAAGAGCAUGGCAGCCGCACCACGGAGGGAUUCCUGACUGCGCAGCGCAACUUCGUGCAGAGCUGCGCCGCCUACUGCCUCGUGUGCUACCUCCUGCAGGUCAAGGACAGACACAACGGCAACAUCCUGUUGGACCUGGAAGGCCACAUCAUCCACAUCGACUUCGGCUUCAUCCUGUCCAACUCGCCGCGCAACCUGGGCUUUGAGGUGUCGGCGUUUAAGCUCACGCAGGAGUUUGUUGACGUGAUGGGGGGGCAGGACAGCGACAUGUUCAUCUACUUCAAGCUGCUGAUGCUGCAAGGGCUGAUAGGGGCCCGCAAGCACAUGGAGAGGGUGGUUCAGAUUGUGGAGAUCAUGCAGCAAGGCUCCCAGCUGCCGUGCUUCCACGGCGCCAGCACCAUCCGGCAGCUCAAGGAGCGCUUCCACAUGAGCCUCACGGAGGAGCAGCUGCAGGCGACCAUCGACCAGAUGGUGGAGGGCAGCAUGCGCUCGCUCACCACACGCCUCUAUGAUGGCUUCCAGUACUUCACCAACGGUAUCAUGUGAAGCCUGUGCUCCGGAAGGGCCGUGCUCCUGCCAUCCCUGCCGCGACGUCGUCAACGACAGCGGCAACGCCGUCGCUACCGCCACUCUUGCCACUACUGCUCGGGUUGGAGCGUGCACACCGCCUGCCGGAGGAGCAUCGGUGUACCCCCCCCCCCCCAGACCAUCGCGCCAUUGUUGGAAAUUCCAGAGGCUCGGGGAAGCGAGACUUGUGGAGGGGUGGGGGGGGGGUCUAUGGCAUGCGGUGGGAUGGAGGGGGGGGGGGACAUGUAAACACUCAAGCACCGCGCUCCACCAAUGGUUUCAAGAAGAGAUCGAACUUUCCCUUCAUGUAAAUGAACUGACUCUAUUCUGAAAUGGUGUGAGGCCCCGUGGCCCAGACGGUAAGGGCUGCGUUGAACUAGCUACCUUUUGUUAACUUGGAUCAGUUUUGGCUGGAGUGCUUUCCUCACAAAAAUAACCACAGUUAUUCCGGUCCAGAGCAAAGAUGGGGGGGACCGUCUAACCCAUCUCGUUUUAGCAGUUCACGCCUCAGGGCCACAACUCCGAUCUCUUCGGGCCCGGUAAAAAAAAAAAUCAUUUUUCUCGUUCGUAUCCGAAGACCAAACUCGGCAAAACGCUGGGCUGAUGAAGCGCAAGGCGAUUGCGGCUCCCCUUUUUUUACGCACGCAGCAUCCACGGAGAGACCUCGCGGGACGAAACGAGGGUGUGUGACCAAGUUGUGAUUCGGGCCCAGAACCGAUUUGCGUUCCUUGUGCGGCGUCAAGUCGAUCGCACCUUCGCCAGCCCGCACCGACCAGCGUGGCGGAGUGUGAUCAUUUAGUGGUUUGAGUGUUUAUAAUGACGUCUUAAUGCUCCCCCCACCGCGUUAACGAGCCUUUUUAUACGAUUUCUUGGACCAUGCAAUAACAUUUUCUGCCUGCUUUUCGGUGAAAAAAAAAACAAUCGUGCAACGUUGAGGAGAACCAUCACUUUUCUGUAGCCGGAGGGGAUGGCGGGGGUUGGGGGGGGGGUAGGGCGCUACUCCCGUUUUGGGCCACAGAUUGCCUUUAUAUAAACUUCGCUUUUUCUACACGAUUAACUCCCCCCCCCCCCAAAAAAAAAAGCUUAAAAAAAAGGUGUAACCGUUUGCUUGUUAAAAUGGCACAAUGUUUUUUAAGGGAACGAAAACGUUGAGUGAAUGUACGGUUACACAAACAAAUGUUGGUGAGCGAUUGGCGGUUGGCACUCUGGGUUUGCAUCACAAGAGAUUACCCCGUCUUAUUUGUGGAAAUGUUUAAACAAAGUUUUGCUGUGACAGAUUCAAAUGGAGAUGGUGACCAAGUAAAUAUUGUUUUUAAAAGCGAAGAUAUUUAACUUAUCAACUUGUAUUUUUAGUCUGGGGGGGAGGGGGGGGGUAGGCCUGUGAGGUAACGUGGAUAGGGAGAGGAUAUUUGUGUAAAAAAAUGUUCAUGUAAAUUACGUGGUUUUUUUGUUCAUUUUUUGCGUGUACAAUUCCGAGCAGAAAACAUUUUGCAAGAUACCGACACACCCUGAAAAUGUGUGGAGUUGUCUUGCACGGGGGGGGUCUGCGUGCUUUCUCAUCUUGUUGCCUUACAUGCUAAUAUAUUCCUAGGCAAGCCCGCCCGUGAUGCCAGCAUGAAUUUUAACCGCAUGACAGUCAAUGCGGCAGGUGACGGAGGCUGCCUUUAAUGCGAUGCACGCGCCGAUUGUUGACGUACUAUUUUUCCGUUUCGUGGCGAAGCUGUGUGAUCUAGAGAAGACGAUUCCCAAUCAGUCGUUGCCACGUUUUGAUCAGCAAACGGCUUCUGGCAGAUCAGAUGCUCGUCUUAACGUGUCGGUUGGGUGUUUCAUGUCGAUGGUUAGCUUCUCAGACAAAGUUGCUCGUUUGUGCAUCCUGCUUGCAUGAUUGACGCCGAUUGCCGCAUGGGCUGGCUAGGGCUUAGAACACCCCCUAACCCCACCGUCCCCCUCCCUGAACACGAAUGGAGCCUUUCUCAGCGCCUUGCUUACUCCUGUGCUGGUUCACACCUUCUGCCUGUUUGGCUGUAAGCACGCGCGCGCGCGCACACACACAGGUGGCGUCGGUACAUCUGUAGGCACGCAAGGGCAGAGAGCAGUUCCUGCAAAGGUUGAUUAAAUUUUCAUCGUCAAUGGAAGUUGUGUUUAUGCAGCCCGCACCGCUCGUGAACUGGGAGUUGUCAAAACAGUCGCUCGGAGCAUCUGCACAAUUGUCAAGCAGCAGAACGUUAAUCAUCCUCUAUGCCGCGUCUGUAACACAAUGCCAAUGCAAUUAAUGAGCAUGAUGCGAGACGUUUCACCGAGGGAUUUGUUACCAAGUUGUUGUUUUGCUGAGUAUUUAUUUGCAGCAUACCACUUGCUGCAAUGGCCGAGUCAAACGAAGGUUCACAGGCACACCAUUGCCCUCUAAAUGCUAUUUUUUUCAGACUUACUGUGUUAGCCAGCAAGUCAAAGGUGCAGCCCUGCAAUCAUUUGCUCUUGCCAGUGCUGGCGAAAGGGCCCAUCUAGAGGGUAUAUUGGCCGACUCUUCCACACCGGCCCUAUGCCUUGCAAGAGGUGGGUUUUACCUACACUUUACCACGACCAGCCAGCCGAUCGCCUAACUGUGGUGUAACCAACGUAUGCUGGUGGGUGGGCAAAGAAGCAGCGGGAGAGAUUUGAGAAACUUGCCCACCAUCGCGUCGACUGCAGCAUCAAAUGUUGUGAAUGUAGGCCGCUAUAUCUUUGGCCGUAACAUGAACGCACGAUUCAAGUUCUUAAUCCCAGUCCCUGCCACUGAACAAAGCCACGCGUAACGCAUCGACCGCACACUUGGUGACUUGUUAACAAGCGAGAUGCUGUAAAUGGCAGAGCUGUGUGCGCCGUAGUAGGCGUGGUUUUUUUUAAGUUUGGGUUUUGUGUGUUUUUGUAAUUGUGACACAACUCGCGUUGCCGCCUCCGUCCGACACGUUGCGACGACUUGGGUGCAGCAGGAACGCGUUUGGUACAACGCCGCCGCUGUGAGAGGCUUGAAGUGGGGGAUUUAUUUAUCUUAGGUUUUUUUUUUGUGUGUUCAUCAAUGCAAUUGUAUUUUAGCGUGAGGACGUUGCUGUUAUUAAUGUAUAGUGUUAAUGAAUUUACCAUAUGUUUCGAACACACCUGCGUGCUGUUUGUACAUAUCCAGGAGGGGGAAGACUUGCGUUCUCCGCAGUGAAGCUAACGGUCGGGUCGUGGAAGCCUGCUUGCCCGAGCGUUUCAUGGUGUUACCUGUACAGUAAUAAGCUCCCUAAAUUUCUGUACGAUGCAUUUUUACAUUCUUCUUUGCGAAUCUUUGUUUUAAUAGGUCUGACCACUACGCAUUUGUUUUUUUUACCGAUGAUGUGUAUGACUGGGAAAUGUGUAUUCUGCAAAUUAAUUGUUGUUUGUGUUUAGUUCUAAAGCUGCCUUUGAGUACACUAAAUACUAUUUUUCCAUCGGUUUGAUUUUUAAAUGAGCAGCCUUUGCUUUUUUUAUGUUUAAUAACUUAUUUUAAUUUUCAGUUUUGUACAAGGGGCAUUCAAGUAAAAAUGAGCCUAACGUAGCCCAGAAUGGUCCAGUCGAUGUGAAGUCAUUCCAGUUUUCUGCUGCUGUAUUCUAAGAACAGAGAGAACCCCUUCAGUAGCAGGCAGAGGUUAAUCAGCCACACCCAACAAUGGAUCAAAUAAAAAUGCUUCCCCCAUAUUGGACGCAGGCUCCCUAAUAUCCAUUUUUACACUAUCACAUCCUAGCCAAGCUUGAGCAGGUCCCCCAAUGGGUAUAUGGGUGGUUUUCCACUGGCUAAUGUCUGUGCCAUUCUGGAACGAAACCAUGAUUCACUGGCCUCAUAAUACAUCUGAAUUGGACUCGGUGCCAAGCAGGGCCAGGAGUCAGGCUAAUGACAUUAAUUCUAGUUCCAUCAGUCCAUUAACACUGAGGACAGCAUCACCAUGUCAUCAAUACGUAUCAGCGGCACGGCUCUUCUGCUGUGGAAAAAAGAACCUGGCGCCCUCCUCUUGAGUCGUUGCGGGGCUGGCUUGGCAUGGCCCCAGUGCGGCUCGGUUGUACAGUGGAAAAGAGGUAUAAGAGCCUCUGUCGAAGAAGCCUAGCUUUGGGGGUGGAAUGUGAUGCCUUGGCAGGAAUGGGUAGCCUCGUGGCAUCGGCAACAGCUGGACUGAGAGGCAUUGCCAUUCAUUAUAAAUUCACGUUGUAACACGAUUUUUGUUCAUGGGUAGUAAGAGUUAUUUUCUAAUUGCUUAUGCCUCAAAAGUAUAGAAAAUGGCUUUUAUUCCCCACAAAUUUUGCCUUUGUGACCAGGACUUUACGUGAAAGAAUGACACAAAUGCACACCUUUUCUCAUUGAAAAUAUGUACAUUUCAAAAUAUCACUGUCCUGGUCACAAAAGCAAAGUUUGUGGUGAAUAAUAGCCAUGUUCUGUACUUUUGAGGCAUAAGCCAUUAGAAAAUAACACUACCCAGGAACAAAAAAAUAUUUGUUUUUGUUACACAAUUAUGCUCACCCCGGCUGCAUUUGAAUGUAUGUGAUAUCAAUACAUCUGUUCGACACAUUUUGGGCUACGAAAUUACCUAUUUGCAUUAAACACACGGCCGCUUAAGCAAUGUUGGGUUUUAUCUGUUGGUUUUUAUUUUAAUAGCAGCAUAGGCAGCUCGUUUUACGUGAUGACUGUCAGAAAAGGUACAUGUCAAUUAUUUAGUUUCAAUCCGAUGCAAUAAACAAGUUGCAUCGUCGGCAUGCAGUGGGCUAUCGCAUAAAAGUUAUCAACGUUGGAUAUUUUUAAAAGGACUCACUUUAGGCUGGCAAAAGCUCAAAUUUGCACUUAUAUCUUUAAACCAUUUCCAACACGUUCAAACAUGCAGACACUGACUCGAGCCAUGCUCAGCAUCAGCUUUAACAAUCUUAGAGACUUUCGGACCUUUAAUCUGGUGCGCGAAAGUCACCAGCAUAGCCGUCCCUAGGGUGACAGUGAAUCGAGGUGACCGCCCCAGGCCCUGCUCUUUGGGGGGGGGGGGGGGGGGGGCACGCUUCGACGUCGCGGUGUCGGAUGUAAUACUUCCGGUUUAGUUUGGAGGGGGGAGGGGGCUCACGAUGUGAUUUACCCCAGGACUCACACCCCUCAAUGGGCGGCCGUGGUCACUCGCUGUCAGCUGCCAGGGCAAUUUUAGGAAAUUCGUUGCGAGCAAUCCUCACCGGCAAUGGUUGCCCGCACCGUUUUCUAUUGUUUUAUUGUAAACAACAAUAAAAAGGAAAUGCCACAAUCUGGAGAAAUCUGAUCGCUCUUUCCCCCGGUGAGCAACUGGAUGUGCCGUAGACUAAAAACUUGAUCAAACACACUUUUAAACAAACUAUGUUUUCAUUGGCUAGACAAAACUCGAUUACUCGUUGCCAUUACUACUGGAAGUUGCCCCAAUCGUGUUUCGUAAAUGUGUUGCCGAUGACGAUUGAUAGCAAUUGCCAUAAAAUCACCCUUUAAGAAAGCGCACGGUUCACAUCGUGGAUUCUGAACAAGAGGCCUUAGCCCUGGGCAGAGGCGAAUAAGGCAGCGUUGGUUAAUGUGGAAGGAUAUACUUUGGCCAAGAGGUUUGGGGGUCCUCAUACAUUCAUCCCUCCGAUUAGCAUGUUUGGCUAUGUACGCUGUGAAAGGAGUUCAACAUACAUACAUACAUUAUGAAGUUACUAAAGGUGUAUAAACCCUUGUUUGGCCAUUGCCCAUUGUCUUGAAACACUGCAGCAGUGAGUGAAGUGGCCAGCACGGAAUUCCGUACUCCGGUGUGGUUUACUGACUCAACCAAUCUUGACAUGCUCUUACCGAACUUGGCAUCAUGGAAAAGCCUACAAAUAUGAAUGUCUGCUCUUCCAUCUCUGCAUUUGUUGCAUACAAUAAAGUACUUGUUCUUAA